Messenger RNA from Leptosomus discolor (cuckoo roller), 1446 nucleotides. RefSeq names its product tubulin beta 1 class VI (gene TUBB1). Gene Ontology annotation, molecular function: GTP binding; GTPase activity; structural constituent of cytoskeleton. Gene Ontology annotation, biological process: microtubule-based process. Lineage: Eukaryota; Metazoa; Chordata; Aves; Leptosomiformes; Leptosomidae. The record is from RefSeq and is a predicted model, not a curated record. Gene Ontology annotation, cellular component: microtubule.
AGCUGAUACAGCAGCGGAAAGAAGGCUUGUUCAGGGCUCUACAACUAGAAAAACCUGAGUUAGGUUGUAGCCACCAACAGGUCUGAGCUACACAAAAUGCGUGAAAUUGUGCAUCUUCAGAUUGGCCAGUGUGGGAACCAAAUUGGAUCUAAGUUCUGGGAGGUGAUAAGUGAUGAACAUGGAAUUGACAUUGCUGGAAACUACCGUGGGGGUGCAUCACUGCAGCUUGAGCGAAUUAACGUGUACUUCAACGAGGCUUACUCCCAUAAAUACGUGCCCCGUUCUAUCCUGGUGGACCUGGAACCUGGUACGAUGGACAGUGUACGGUCUAGCAAAAUAGGUCCCCUCUUUCGACCUGACAAUUUUAUUCAUGGUAAUUCAGGUGCUGGAAACAACUGGGCUAAGGGCCAUUACACGGAAGGCGCUGAACUGAUUGAAAAUGUCAUGGAUGUGGUCAGGAACGAGUGCGAGAGCUGUGACUGCCUUCAGGGAUUCCAGCUCAUCCAUUCGCUUGGUGGUGGCACAGGCUCAGGUAUGGGCACGCUCCUCAUCAACAAAAUCCGAGAAGAAUAUCCCGACAGGAUUAUGAACACUUUCAGCGUUGUGCCUUCACCCAAAGUGUCCGACACGGUCGUAGAGCCGUAUAAUGCCAUCCUCUCCAUCCACCAACUAAUAGAGAAUACGGACGAAACCUUCUGCAUUGACAACGAAGCUCUCUAUGACAUCUGCUUUAGAACGUUAAAGCUCACCAACCCCACCUAUGGUGACCUCAACCACUUAGUGUCCCUAACGAUGAGCGGUGUCACAACCUCACUCCGUUUUCCUGGUCAGCUGAACGCAGAUCUGAGGAAGCUGGCUGUUAACAUGGUGCCCUUUCCUCGCCUGCAUUUCUUUAUGCCGGGCUUUGCUCCGCUGACAGCUCGAGGCAGCCAACAGUACAGAGCGCUCUCAGUGCCCGAGCUUACUCAACAAAUGUUUGAUGCACGCAACAUGAUGGCAGCCUGCGACCCUCGUCGUGGGCGUUACUUGACCGUGGCAUGCAUCUUCAGAGGCCGAAUGUCUACCAGAGAAGUGGAUGAGCAGCUGCUGGCUGUCCAGACCAAGAAUAGUUCCUACUUUGUGGAGUGGAUCCCUAAUAACGUUAAAGUGGCUGUGUGUGACAUACCCCCGCGAGGCUUGAAGAUGGCAGCUACCUUUAUUGGCAACAACACAGCCAUUCAGGAGCUGUUCAUCAGGGUUUCUGAACAGUUCUCAGCGAUGUUCAGAAGAAAAGCAUUUCUCCAUUGGUAUACUGGUGAAGGUAUGGAUGAGAUGGAGUUUUCCGAAGCAGAAGGUAACACCAAUGACCUUGUGUCUGAGUACCAACAGUACCAGGAUGCCACUGCAGAUGUUGAGGAAUAUGAAGAGGUAGAAGUGGAAGCCAGCCCAGAAAAGGAGGCACUGUAA